Molecule: messenger RNA, 809 nt
Organism: Xiphias gladius (swordfish)
Lineage: Eukaryota; Metazoa; Chordata; Actinopteri; Istiophoriformes; Xiphiidae
Gene: xgb
Product: x globin
Exons: 5
Coding region: 51-647 (198 amino acids)
Molecular function (GO): oxygen binding; heme binding
Source: RefSeq, a predicted model, not a curated record
AAAAAAAAAACCCAAAACAUUCUCGUCCCAUUUUCUUUUUUUAAUGAAGGAUGGGCUGCGCAAUAUCAGGUCUGGCAGAGAAAGCGGAGUUUGGAGAAGGGAAUACAGGGGACACCGCUCCUGCGCAUCCCAGCGAGGAUCAGAUUCAGAUGAUCAAGGAGUCAUGGAAAGUUAUCCGGGACGACAUAGCCAAAGUUGGGAUUAUUAUGUUCGUCAGGUUGUUCGAGACCCAUCCCGAGUGCAAGGAUGUCUUCUUCCUGUUCCGAGACGUGGAGGACCUGGAGAGGUUGCGGACCAGCCGCGAACUCAGGGCACACGGCUUACGGGUGAUGUCUUUCAUCGAGAAAAGUGUGGCUAGACUGGAGCAGCUGGACAGACUGGAGGCCCUGGCUCGGGAGCUGGGGAAAAGCCAUUAUCAUUACAACGCCCCGCCGAAGUACUUCAGUUAUGUCGGAGCAGAAUUCAUCUGCGCCGUGCAGCCCAUCCUGAAGGAGCGGUGGACAGCCGAGCUGGAGGAGGCGUGGAAGACCAUGUUCCAGUACGUGACCGGCCUAAUGAAGCAGGGGUACCAGGAGGAGCGCACCCAACAGCGCCACCUCACGCUCUCCCCGAAGGACAGACCAGAAAAGAGGAACACAGCGCUAUGAGACGCUUCUUCCCUAAACCACAACUCAGACUGUUUCUACCAGUACAGCACAGAAAUGUGUCUAUGUAUAUAGUGUAUUUACUGUCUCGUUUUCUACAUCGCUCCCGUUUACCACAGUCAAUCUUUGCAAUUUUAUCAAAAGUGGACCCAAAAAAAAAAAAAA